This is a messenger RNA of Adineta steineri, 501 nucleotides long. Lineage: Eukaryota; Metazoa; Rotifera; Eurotatoria; Adinetida; Adinetidae. The record is from the annotation of a GenBank genome assembly.
AUGGCAGUAUAUCAACAAAGUAACUAUGGUAUUCGCGAAACAGGCACAACAACUAGUGUUCCAAACAAUGAUAUAGCAAGAUGUAUGUAUUAUUUAAAAUGUGUUUGUUCGGUUAUUGACUGUAAUGAUGCAAAUAUUCUUCGUUAUACAAAUUAUAAUAAUUAUUGGAUACUAUCAGAUAGUGAAGAUGAAAUUGUUUAUAAACUUUGUUUAACAUUAAGUCCAGAUGAAUUUGAAGAUAAAGUCUUUUUUGAAAGUGACGCUAUGUGUGGUUCAUCAGGAAAUAACUUUUUUGAGAUUAGUCAAGUACAAAAUCGUCUUGGUGUUGUUGGAUCAAUUCUUAUUGCUGGUCGAACCCGUCGAGUUACAAGUAUAAUGACAUACAAAAUGUCAUGGAUGCGAACAAACUAUUUCGGUCCAAUGAGUCGUUUGGCUGAUCGAUUCAAUCCAGAACGACGAUUAAUACGUGCUUUACAAGAAACUGAUUGUACAAUUUCAUAA